CAUCACCCCUCUGUGCUCCCGAUGGUUUCUUCCGCUCAGGAUAUAUAAUGGCGCCCAGGUCAAUCAGCUGACUGUUAGUCAGGAUGCCGAUCGCUGGGGGUCUAGGAGGCGCUAAGCCGGCAACGGAGGAGGUGCAGGGGCUCUGCGACCAGGUGAAGGCCGAGGUGGAGGAGAAACACGGCAAGAAAUACUCCACGUAUGUGGCCACCGAGUACAAGACCCAGUGCGUGGCCGGCACCAACUACUUCGUUAAGGUCCAAGUGGGCGAUGACCAAUACAUCCACCUGCGCCUGUACAAGAACCUCCCCCACGCGGGCGAGAAGCUCAGCCUCUCCGCCUCCCAGGCCGGGAAGACCAAGGAGGAGGAGAUCGUCCACUUCCAGUAGUCCCCCCUCCCCCGCAUCCUACUAGACUCUGCUUCAGUUCUAUCUCCUAUAAUGCAGCCAUCUGAUGGCUUCCUCCCCCGCUCCGGGGCCAAUGCUCGGACGGGGCCCCUGCACAAUAAAGACAUUUCUUACUAA
Molecule: messenger RNA, 521 nt
Organism: Bufo gargarizans (Asiatic toad)
Lineage: Eukaryota; Metazoa; Chordata; Amphibia; Anura; Bufonidae
Gene: CSTA
Product: cystatin A
Exons: 3
Coding region: 84-386 (100 amino acids)
Cellular component (GO): cytosol
Molecular function (GO): cysteine-type endopeptidase inhibitor activity
Source: RefSeq, a predicted model, not a curated record